This is a messenger RNA of Monosiga brevicollis MX1, 4168 nucleotides long. RefSeq lists its product as uncharacterized. The record is from RefSeq and is a predicted model, not a curated record. The coding region runs from base 1 to 4005 and encodes 1334 amino acids. The transcript has 13 exons. Gene Ontology annotation, molecular function: protein binding. Lineage: Eukaryota; Choanoflagellata; Craspedida; Salpingoecidae.
AUGAACGGUGCUGGUGCCCGCACGCUGGACACCAUGGAGGGUGCUCAGCUGGAGGUGGCGCAAAUACACGCCGCUCUCCUCAAUAAUAUGACUGUAUGCUUGAUGAAGCAGGAGAAGUGGGCUCGCUGUGUUGAUACCACAAGCCAGGUCUUGGCACUUGAUCCUCAAAACGUCAAAGCUCUGAUGCGGCGCGCCAAGUCUUAUAUCAAGUUAAAAAAGCUCUACAAGGCAAAGGAGGACGUUGAGCGUGGGCUGGCCCUGGCACCCACAGAUUCAGAGCUGGAGCGCAUGUCCACCUACUUGAGCGAUAUGGAUCGCGUCUACGAUGAACGACAAAAGGCCCAGCUGCGCGGUUGGGUAGACAAGAUCUGGCUCGCAAUGACAUUUGUACAGCGCACCAUCAUGAGUCUCACCGGCACUGUCGGCGGAUCUGAAUCGAAUGCGUCAGUCAUGAAUGAAAUGGCCAAUCGGCGGGCCAUGGAGGAUGUCAAGGACAACCCGCUCAACGUGUGCGGCGUCGUCGUACCCACCCCAACCCUGCAUACGACCCAGGAGCUGUGGGAGGACUUGGCUUUGGAGGAUGAACGUGAGAUCAAGGAUGAGCUCUUCUACGACUUGAUCUUUGUUGCCGCCAUCAUCAAGCUCAGUGACUUUGCCAAAGCUGAUGUGACAUGGCUCCGGGUGGCAGAGACCUUUGAGCUCUUCCUGCUCCUCUGGACCACCUGGUUGCACGUGACCUUUCUUUUUUCUCGGUCAGAUAGCCUGUGCUUCCAAGCAGUCGACGCUCUUCUUUUCCCCCCUCUCAUCGAGUCAACAUGCCGCGCCCGCUCAGCCAUGUGUCCUCACGUCCUGGCACCGCCUCCAUCGGUGUUUAGAUUUACACUUCCUACCCCCUGGAAGACGUUGGAGGUCCUCCUGCUGAUUGGUACCCUGGGUUUGGCAUUGCAUAUGGUCGAAUUUUCAAACUCGCAUUUUUACGUACCACAAGAUAAGAUUGCUGAAAGUGAAUUGCCCCUGACUGAGGAUCGUGGGGGUACAUACUUUGACGCCGUGCAUGACACGGGCACCUUUCGUGUUGGCCUCUCCAUUUCCAUCAUCAUGACUCGGCUGUCCAUGGUUGCCGUCUACGGACUUACAGCCGUGUUUGCGCCGCGCUCGCGGCACAUGUCAGUCAGCUACUUGAUAGGCUUUGGUUUGAGUUUGGCCUUUUGGAUUGCCGCCGCCAUCGCCACCAGUAUUGAUGAAGCCAGUGGCUCGGGCCCGUCGCUCUGGGCCGUGGCCAUCGUGCUCGAGCUUCUGAUUUAUCCAGUUGCUGCCCUCGAACCCAAAAACCGUGUGCCUGUCAACAUCUGGCACAUCAUGGAGCGUCAAAUGCUAUGGGUCAUCUUGAUCUUGGGCGAGUCUCUCAUCUCCAUUGUCCUGCCCGAGCUGCCCUGUGAAUGCGAUGUGAGCGUGUAUGUUGUGGUCGUGUUCAGCCUCUUGCUGGUCUAUAACAUCUUCCAAUCUUACGUCACGGUCCAGCCGGAUCUCGAGACAGACGACAAACACGCGCUGCAGGGCAGGCUGCUGAGCUGUGCCUUUUUUAUCACCGUUCUACUCCUAAAUGUGGCACGAAUGAUGCACGACUGGACGCCAAUCACUGUCCUAGCGGCAUUGGAGGAUCUCCUGGCCUCAACAGCCGAGGAGGACCUCAAGAUCUGGGACGUCAAUGCAGCCCUACUGAACAAGGCACUGAGCAAAGUCACGAGCGGCCGUGAAGGCAUAUCACCUCUUGAGCUCAUUCUGAUCCUGCUGAUACUGAGCUACCUGAUUCGUGGGAUUGAGUUCUACAUUUCUUGGUGCGAGAUUCAGGAAGAGUUGCUCCAGGACGAUUUGGCAAGCGCAUCCGAGGCAAACGCUGCUUCGGUUGUACUUCGAGCCAAGACCAUGCGUCGCAUCGCGGUGGCGUCCGAGGAUGAGGGUUACACCACAACGGAUAGCUUGCCACGUCGGAUCCGCUCUGUCAACUAUUUUGGCAUGUUUAGUGGAAGCCGCGGAUCGAGUCUUCAGGAGCACAAUAAGUUGCUCAUGCCCACGGCUCUCGGUCGGCGGAUGACGCGGCAUCAAACGGCGUUGCUUCGCCGGCUGUCACAGCAUGGGUCCAACUCACUGGUGGAUCGCAGCAUGCUGCGGCCCAUUCUGCGCACCCAUCCACUGUUCAGCCAUCUCAAAGAGGAGCACGUGGGCCAGGUUCUGGAGCACUUUCGUCCUCGCACUGUGAAGAAGGGUGAAGUCAUCCUGCAAUAUCAGGAUAUUAGCGAUUCAGUCUUUAUCGUUGGCGCUGGCAUGUUCGAUGUGCUCGGCUUCUUCGGAGACCCCUAUGGCAUGCCUGAGGCACGUUCAGCCAAGCCAGCUGAGGCCGGUGAAGCCUUAUCCUCGGCAGGGUCCUCGCACGUUUCACCGCCACGCUCGACCCGUGGUUUGGCCGUGACCCCGCAGCUUGGCGUGCGCCCCUCUCACGACAAACCUGGCAGUUCUGGAAGCAACCACCGCGGAGGCUCAGCCUCAACUUGGACUCCCCAGGUCAAGCACGGGGCGAAUCCAACACUGCAAGAGGAAGACGAGGAUGCUGGUGGCGACGCCGCCUUUGUCAUGAUCAAGGACGACGACAGCGAGGAGAGCAAGGAUCACGAUGGUGUUGGCAUGAAUGAUAGCCUGGUGAAGCUCUGUGAAUUGGACAAGGGAUCUGUUUUUGGCCAGCUGAGUGUCUCGGUCACGGCCCCAAGCAGUACCAGCAUCAUUGCAGCUACCGAUGGACUGCUAUGGGAGUUACACCGCAAACAUCUGCGCCCUGAGUCGGACAUCUUUAGUCAAAGCUCAGGGCCGUCUCGCCGCAUGCGGGCGCGCUCGUAUGCCGAGGGUCUGGACAACCACUUUAUGUUGCAGCACGGAACCUCGAAGAAGCAGCUGGACACGCAUCUUGCGCCGACCGGCGCCAAUGCUCGCGCGUUAAAGCGCCCGCACUCAUGGUCCACGGCCCUGAUGCAUGGCCACAUGGAACGGAGUGCCAGCGGGCAGAGUGUGGGCCAGGCCAGUGGGGUGCUUCGCACGCCGUCGGUCGACUCAUUUGAUCAUGAUGAUCACAUGCGUCAGCAUUCAGAAUGGCAUCAGGUAAUGCAAGACUUUACGCAACCAGUGCGCAAUGUGCGCAACGGGCAUGACCGAAGUCGGCACCGUCUGCCGCACAGCAGCUCAGCUGAGGCGACCUUGACGGAGGAGCCCGAGGCUGAGGAGGAGGCAGAACGGGCUGCCGCUUUGGAGGCGACAGACCAAGCUAGUGGCCGCGCCCAAGUUCCAGCGUCCAUUGGUGUAAACCAUUCGCGUCAAGGCCCAGGCGUGUCGAGUGCCGUUAGUCGAGGGGCACUUCUGCAGCCUGGCCGGCGGCCCCGUCGCGCACGAGAGGGGAGCGUUGUUUUUGAUAUUGGCGCAUCGAUGGGCUCACUCCAGCAUUUGGACGAGGCAGAGGCGAAGGCCGAGGCGGAGACGGGUGUUUAUCCCAACGUGGCCGUUGAACUAGAUGAGCUCGACUCGGAUCUCUUCCCUUCAAUGGGCAGCAACGACGUUUUUGUGAGUCCUCAGUCGGAGACAGCAACUGCUUCACCAGAGGACCCCGCCAAGCUCGCGUCAGCGCGGUUGGAUGCAGCCACCACGAGCAUGACCCCUGCGCCGUCUGCCAAGUCGCCUCUGCCUGCCUCUGUGAUUCGUGUGGUUCACCACAAGAGCAACGACGUUGAAGGUGCUGUCUUUUUGCCUCCCUCUGAUUCGUCCAAGGCAAGCGCGCCAAGCCAGCAAGAAGGGCCGGACGCUGUCCCAACACAGGGUCCAAAGCCCACGACUGAGCCAGGCGAAAAUUCUGUGCCGCUCAACGGAGCUGACGCGACCCAUCCAGCCCCACAAAGAGAGCAAGCACGCACCAUCUACUUGGACGUGCAUCCGUCCCCUUCAGAGCGCCUAAGUGUAGUCUGAGCGCGCCAUGAGUCGUGCGCCCUACCUUAUCUUGCCGUGGGCAAGCAGUCCUUGAAACAUUUCGAUGAUGACAGUAUUGAUAUAGCUAAGAUCCGGAUGUGAUUUGGUGAAGGUCCUCUCAUCGGCGACAGGUGGACGACCAUCUGAAUUGAUUCUAGAGCCG